Messenger RNA from Ctenocephalides felis (cat flea), 1217 nucleotides. RefSeq lists its product as uncharacterized. The transcript has 2 exons. Bases 273 to 1217 code for a protein of 314 amino acids. NCBI's taxonomy places the organism in Eukaryota, Metazoa, Arthropoda, Insecta, Siphonaptera, Pulicidae. The record is from RefSeq and is a predicted model, not a curated record.
GGUUCUUCAAAAAUACGCUGGGUCGACUUGACUUACCACGCGAGACGUCUCGAGAUCUGCUUUGUUGCCGACCAUCAGCAUUGGAAAUUCGUCUCUGUCUUUGACACGGAUGAAAUAUUGAAGAAAGUUCGGCCUUCAACAAUCGAUAGUUGGGCAAUAAUUUUUUUAUCCACUGUCAGUAAAUUGCAAAGCUGGGUAUACUAAGGAAGAGUUUGCGCUUCAGCAGCGCAAGGAGGGGUGGAGGAGGUGCAGACGGAGCGGACGACGGCAAAAUGUCGGAAGAUAGCGAUGACCAACGGGCUUUAGGCAGGUCUAGAAAGCGCCGCAGGGAUGUGCUAGAUUUUGAGAGUGACUCAUCCGAUUACGCGCGUCGAAACAGCGAUCGUAUUUCUCGCAGAGUUCAACAACAUUCGCGUGUAAAUGGAGCAGUUAGAAAAAAUCUGCGACCUAGAACUAAUACCAAUUAUCGCGAUAUUAUUUCGCCGAAAAUUGGCCAAUUAAGACGAUAUUCUUCAAGAGCAGUAGAAGAUGAAGAAGUGGAUGACGACGACGACGAUGAUGAUGAUGAUGAUGUUGAAGUAGUAGUAAAUUAUAGGAAUUCUCGUUACGAGCGCCGAUCGAGACAUUAUAAUAAUGAUGUCCGUCAACAACGAAAUAGCACAAGAAGAUCGGAACAAGAACAGAAUGAUGCAAAUAAUAGUGGUGGAAUUCGAACUAGGUCUAGAAGUUCACCUAAUAAAUCUUCACAAAAAGACGAAACUUCUCAAAAUAAAAAAGCGUCAUCUAUGGAUAUACUUGAUCAAUCGAACCCCCGUGCUUCUUAUAAUAAUAAUGCUGAUACUAGAUCUCAAUUUCCCAAUGGAACUUCCACACCCGAACCAGGCCGUAAAGAUUCUCCCCAAUUGGAGGACGAGAUGGAAGAUGAAGAAGGUGAGAGACAGAGUUCAAGCGACGAUGUUAGAGGUGGCAGGAUAUAUGAAUUACGUCAAAGAAAACCUUUGCGCAGCUAUCGUUCGCACAGAGAUUACAAUAAAUACGACAUUUGGUCAAAUGCAGAACCCGAGCCGAAACGCCGUAGAAGAUGUUUGAGAGCAACCCGACAACGCAUUCGAGAUCUCAGUGACGACGAUGACGAUGAAGAAGAUGAUAGAGCUCAAACUCCCUAUAUACGCCCUCCGGUUGUUGCCUCCAGCAGCAAAAACAUAAAGAUAAACUAA